Phytophthora sojae is the source of this 543-nucleotide messenger RNA. RefSeq lists its product as hypothetical. The record is from RefSeq and is a predicted model, not a curated record. The coding region runs from base 1 to 543 and encodes 180 amino acids. The transcript has a single exon. NCBI's taxonomy places the organism in Eukaryota, Oomycota, Peronosporomycetes, Peronosporales, Peronosporaceae.
AUGACGCUGGAGUCGCACCUGUUGGCGGCGGCGCUGGGCGCGCUCGUGCCGUCGUUCCUGCUGCUGCAGCAGCUCGAGAAGCAGUGGAUCCGGGAGCUGCCUCCGCAGUGCAGCGGCGUGCUCGACAGCGUGCUGUGGCUGGCGCCCGACGCCGUCUUCCCGCACCUGGAGUGCCUCGGGGUCCCGGGCCGCGCGCUCUACGUGGACUUCUACGUGUUCGACCUGCUGCUCUUCCCGCUCAUCUACUCGACGGCGCUGCUGGGGCUGCUGCGUCGGCUCUGGCCGCGUCGCCACUUGGUCUGGAGUCUGCCGCUGGUCGCGGCGCUCUGUGACGUGGCCGAGAACGUCUCGAUCCUGCAGCUGCUGCGGCAGUUUCCAGAGCGCUGGCAGACGCUCGAGGGCGUCGUCAGCGUGCUCACGCGGAGCAAGUGGGUCGCCGUCUUCUCGGCGAUCGCGUUCGUGCUGGUCGGCGCGCUCAAGUGGAUGACGCAGAGGGGUGAAACCAAGCCGAAGGAGAAGCUCAAUAGUGGCAAGAGACAGUGA